AUGUUUAAUGAUCCAGUUUUAUGCUUAUUUCCAUCGCCCCGGAGAGGGGCCCUCCUGGCCAGACAAGGAUUGCACAGCAGCCUACUGUACCGCACAGCCCCUAUCGCCAAUCUCAUUCGCCGCAUCACUUUUCUCCGUUCCAUCAUGUCAACUUUCAUGACGAAGUCCUGCUUCAUCAACGCGGCCGCCAUUCCCACUACUGCCUGCAGGCUAUUCUCGUCCACCACUUCGCACCAGCGCCCCGCCUUCUCCACCGGCAUAUCCAUCCGUCGUCACGCACGAUCUACCAUCCGCACCUCUCCGCCACUCCACCGCCACAUCCCCCAUGCCUCAGCCACGCAAGCCACCCCUCCCUCGCAGUCGGCCACGCUCGUCCGAACAGUCAUCUCUCAAGUCGUCUCUCUCUCCAUCCUCGUUAACAUCCAAGCCUUCGUGGCCGCCCGCCUCGCCGCUCUGGGCAUCACCUUCCCAGCCCCUCUGGCUGCCAUGCUUCUUAUUUUUUUCGUCCUCUCGCUAACUCGCUACCUGGGCCAUUCUCAAACCGUCGACUGGGCCUGCAUGCACUACUUCACCCCGGGCGUCGCAUUCCUCAGCCGCUGGCUCGCCGUCUUCUUCGUCCCGAAUCUCGUCAUGCUGCCACUCGCUCCGCAGCUCCCGGCUGCCGAUCUCGCAAAGAUCGCGUUCAUCAUCGUCGCAGGGUUUUUUACCUCUUUGUUUUCGUCAGCUGUCACUUGCUCCUUCCUGCGCUUUGCAGUGCGGAAGACAACGGGUCGAACUCCGCCCAAGGUUAUUUCGCAGACCGUCACGUCCACCCCUCCAUCGAACAUGCUCAUUGGAUCUCUUGCCGCAAUCAUCGCUUUGACACUUGCUUUUUCCGUUCGCGCCGCCUCAGUCACGUGCCUACCCGCUAAGAUUUUCGCCCUUUCCGCCACUGUCCUCACAUUUUGCAUUGGGCAGCGCCUUCCUCGUCAGCUCAAGGCAGUUUUCCACCCGCUUAUCACCUGUACCGCGGGUACUAUUGGCCUAAUGGCACUGCUCGGCUCGGCAACUGGCCUCGGAUUCACGACCGCUUUGUCGUCUUACUAUAUUCGCACGGCCGGUGCGUGGGGUGGGGGUAAUGUCCUUGCAACACUCCUAGGGCCCGCCGUUAUCACUUUUGCCUUCACCAUGGAUGCCCAACGCAAACUGGCUCUGGCUCGCGUCGUCGAGGUUGUCGGCACUACGCUCGCUGCCACACUCACGGCUCUGUUCGGCACGGCCGUGGCCGCUCGCGCUCUAAAGAUGACCGGUGCCUCUCGCCUCCUAGUUGUUCCGAGGACGAUUACGGCACCGUUGGCCGUAGCGAUUGCGGAAUUGUUGGGAGCCAAUGUUGGGCUUUCAGCUAGCGUGGUCGCGUUGACAGGGCUGCUGGGCGCAAGUAUUGGUGCGACAGUUCUAUCGGCAGCGCGUGUAAAGGACCCCGUCGUUCGGUAUUGGGACCCCUGCCCGCUUCCCUUUUGGUUCCGUUUACUGCACAAAAAAAGUAGCUGGUGCGAGUGA
This is a messenger RNA of Chondrus crispus (carragheen), 1539 nucleotides long. RefSeq lists its product as hypothetical. NCBI's taxonomy places the organism in Eukaryota, Rhodophyta, Florideophyceae, Gigartinales, Gigartinaceae. The coding region runs from base 1 to 1539 and encodes 512 amino acids. The transcript is spliced from 3 exons. The record is from RefSeq and is a predicted model, not a curated record.